Babesia bigemina is the source of this 627-nucleotide messenger RNA. Its product is annotated as cytosolic glycoprotein FP21, putative. Gene Ontology annotation, molecular function: cullin family protein binding. Bases 1 to 627 code for a protein of 208 amino acids. The transcript has 6 exons. Gene Ontology annotation, cellular component: nucleus; cytoplasm. The record is from RefSeq and is a predicted model, not a curated record. Gene Ontology annotation, biological process: SCF-dependent proteasomal ubiquitin-dependent protein catabolic process. NCBI's taxonomy places the organism in Eukaryota, Apicomplexa, Aconoidasida, Piroplasmida, Babesiidae.
AUGAAUGUGCAGCUCAUUUCUGCGGAAGGUGACGUGUUCACCGUAGAGCGCCACGUAAUCUCGCUCAGCGUCGUCCUGAACAACACGCUUCAAGAUUACGAUGACAGCAGCGAGCUGGAGCCCAUACAGCUGCCAGAAAUCAGCACGCGUAUCCUGGGCAAGAUCAUCGACUACUGCCGCUACCACUGGGACAACCCGGCGAAGCCUAUACCGAAGCCACUUAAAUCAGCACGUCUGAUUGAGUUCGUCUGCCCCUGGGACUGCGAGUUCGUCAACGUGGACAAGGAGACGCUUUUUGAGCUGAUAAUGGCGGAAAACUUUCUGGACAUCAAACCGCUGCUCGACCUUGUCUGCGCCAAGCUGGCUUCCAUGAUCAAGGGCAAGUCGGUACAAGAUAUCAGGGACGAAUUCAACAUUGUUAACGACUUCACUCCUGAAGAGGAGGCCAGGAGAUGCUGCGGCGUCGGACGUUGCAUGCCCGCCGACAGACACAGUGAACGAAGCGACGGUUGGGACCACUACCAGAUGGUCAUGCGUAUCAUCGGCGAAAAAUAUGUCGCUAUAGCCGAUGCGAUGUCGUUUGCUGUGACGAUUAGGGAAGAGAACAAGUGGUGCGCUGAGUUAUGA